GACGUCAGUCAGUCAGUCGAGCGAGAAUCGGGCAUGAAUCGCGAGUUGUCCUCGUCGUCUUAUUUCGUUAAUUGUGAUCAUCCAUUUUGAUUCUAAAAUUCUGAUAACUAUUCAACAACUAAGGAAAAAAACGUUCCGCUCUGGAAUAAGAUGUUAAUCUUUAUGGCUUGUAUGUUCAACUAUUCCCUGGUUUCCGUUUCCUUUUUAUCAUUUAAAUAUUUGCGAUACUAAAAGUUAUUCGAAUAUCGAUAUUUGUUAUCUACAUAAAAUUUCGGUGCCAGAUACGUAUUUGCCGAAAGUAGGAGCGAUCAUCUGUUUAUCGCACGCGAAUGACGCAACGAACGCGAGUGAUCACCUUUUCUGCGCGAGAACACGAAGAACAAACGGCAUUUGUCACCGAGUGAUAAACGGCAUUCGAUGGUCAGUGCGUGUAUAAAACGUCGUAGAUGACCAACUGCUCAUAGCAGUCUAUCUUGCAGAGAAAAAAAUGCCUGUAGUAAUAUUGAAGAUGUAAUUAUCAGUUUGAAUUUUAUUGUUAAAUAACAAGUAAAGUUAAAAAAGAAAAAGAGGACGAACACAUUUUUCAAUCCAGUGAAAAUUCAUAAUUGUUCAUUGAAAGUAAAACAAGUCCUUUAAAAAAUCCCAAAUCUUUUUAUGAAAAGAAUUUGACAAAAAUAUACAAACGCUGAAAUAUCUAUUUAUCAGCAAUUUUGUUAGAUUAGAAAGUCAAUUAAAAGAUCUGAAUCUUUAAUUGAUAUAAAAACUCAACGAGAAAAGUGAACUAUUCUAAAUAUUUGUGCAGAAACAAAGAAGUUUAAUAGAAAGAAGUGUAAGAAACCUCUAUUUUAUUAAAUUAGAGGUUUACAAGAUUUAUAAAAAAUAAUGAUCAAGAGAGAAGAUUGGAAUAUUAAAAAAUAUUCAUAAAAGUAAGAAGGAUAUAUGUAGAAAUUUCAUAUAUCAGGUGUUUAUUUUACAUGUAAAUGCUUUAAAUAGAUGAGACAUAUGAGUGGACUAUUCUAUUAUUAAAGGAUUUGUUCAAUAUUAAGAAUAUCAGUGUGCAUCGCAUGAUAUAGUGAGUCAAGAUGAACGAAAUGAAUGGCAGCGUGUUAAAGACGAGCGACAAAUUUCCAUCGCCGGAUUGUGAAGAUGAACAAAAGUUAAUAUUACCAACUACGCCAACGACACCAAUGAUAGUACAAAUGACAAAGAACCCAUGUUCUUCAUUCAAGUACAGGAGUCGAUACCGGGCUGGACCGACGCGGAAGCUACGUCGUCGUGCCGUCCUGAAGAAUGGCGAUUGCAACGUGUUGCAGUCGCGCAUCUCCCGACGAUCUCUACGCUUCUUGCAAGACAUCUUCACUACCUUAGUAGAUACACAAUGGCGUUGGACGCUACUGUGCUUCAUCCUGAGCUUCCUUCUUUCCUGGUUAGGAUUUGCUGUAAUUUGGUGGCUAAUCGCUUUUACCCACGGUGAUUUCGAAGAGAGUCACUUGCCACCCUUCCAAGUGGAAAACAACUGGACACCAUGCGUUUACAACAUCUUUAGCUUCACCAGCUGCUUUCUCUUUAGUAUCGAGACCCAACACACCAUUGGAUACGGCAGUCGGUCCACCACCGAAGAGUGCCCCGAGGCUAUAUUUGUGAUGUGCAUACAAAGCAUUUCUGGCGUUAUGAUCCAAGCUUUCAUGGUAGGCAUUGUAUUUGCCAAGAUGACAAGACCGAAGCAACGUACCCAAACUCUACUGUUCUCGCGAAAUGCCGUAAUCUGUCAACGGGAUGGCGAACUUUGUCUCAUGUUUCGAGUGGGCGAUAUGCGGAAGAGUCACAUAAUUGGUGCGAGCGUUCGCGCUCAAUUGAUUCGCGGUAGAACAACUAAAGAAGGCGAAAUUCUGUCUCAACAUCAGCAAGAACUGACGGUAGGCACUGAUGGUGAAAACGGCGAUCUAUUUUUCAUCUGGCCAGCCAUCAUAAUCCAUCGAAUUAAUGAGUCUUCGCCCUUCUAUAAUAUGUCCGCCGAGAAUAUGUUAAUCGAACGUUUCGAGGUUGUCCUAAUCUUAGAAGGUACUAUCGAAUCUACUGGACAAACUACCCAGGCCAGAUCAAGUUAUCUUCCCCAGGAAAUUUUAUGGGGUCAUCGUUUCGACCCCAUGGUGAGCUAUUCGAAAGAACGGCAAGGCUAUGAAGUAGAUUAUUCGCUAUUUAAUAGUACUACUCAAGUUGAUACUCCGCUUUGCUCGGGCAAAGAACUCGCAGAGUUCUACAAAGUACAGGAUGACUUUCGUCACGGAACUGAUGUCUUAAUCGAUAAGGAUCAUUUAAUUGGGGAACAAUAUUGGUGCAAUUGUCACUUGAUCAAACAACAUUCACUGUCUUUCACGCCUUUGGAUUGCCCGAGCAGCAACAAUAGCGUGGAGAAUGAAUAUUCUUGGAGAAAUACAUCUAAAUAUUCAAAAUUACACAUUCGUACUUUACACAAUUCUUAAAGCGAAGGCAUUGCUCAAACCAAAAUAUUCGAUUUCGAUCCUAAAACCAUUGAAAUCAUGAAACAUCAACAAAUAUCGGAAACAAUAAAUAGAGAGAUCGUGAAGACUAAUUGUCAAGAAAUGGAUUUUGAGAAAAAAAGAUUUAGAGAGGAAUCUAAUUAAAUUGCCUCACAAAAAAAAUAAAAAUCAUAGUCAGAAAAUUGUUUCUAAAGAAGGGAAAGAUGUUUUAAUACAAACGGUGGGAAAAGAAUAUGCAUAAUUGACAAAAUUAAAGGCAAGAUUUUGACGAUUAGUCAAAAAUUUUCGAAGAACAAAAUAUUUCGAGGCAAAUAGCAUUAAUUUAAUUGAAUAAAAAUACAGACAAGAUCUUGAAGAGCAACUUAUCUUUGAGGAAAAUGGUCUUUAAAAGAAAAAUGGAGAAUUUCUAGAAAAGAAUUUGAUAAAAUUGAAGAAAGAAAAAUGCUGAAGAAAUAAUCAAGAAAUUACAAUAUUAUAAUACUGAUAACUCAAAGAAAAAGAGAGUUGAUUUAAAAUGUUGAUAAAAUGUUGACGAAUUGAAAAGCAAUUUCUUAAACUCCAAUGUUUAUAAGUAAUCUAUUAAAAAUUUUAAUUGUCUUAAUGAUGUAAUUAUUCGUAAGGAACAAAUUCUUCCUAAUGUCAAUAAAAUAAAAAUUGAAAAAAAAAAUUUUUUUGGACAAAAUUGAGUAGUUAACGAUACAGCAGCAAAACAUAGAGAAUAGAAGAUUAGACUUCAAUUUUCUCAAACAAUAAUAUACGUAUAUCUUGUAAAAAUUUAGUUAAUUAUACUAUACACAAUCAAUCAUAUGAUUAUGUAAGACAGUGUGAUGAUGUUAUUUAAAAUGUAGUAGUUUAUAACACGAACAAAAUAAAAAUAGCAAUAUAUUGCACGUGUAAAAGUUUAGAAAAAUUUUUUUUGCGACAGUAAAUUAACAAAUUUUAUAAAUCA
This is a messenger RNA of Nylanderia fulva, 3450 nucleotides long. Its product is annotated as G protein-activated inward rectifier potassium channel 3. Gene Ontology annotation, cellular component: plasma membrane. Gene Ontology annotation, molecular function: inward rectifier potassium channel activity. NCBI's taxonomy places the organism in Eukaryota, Metazoa, Arthropoda, Insecta, Hymenoptera, Formicidae. Gene Ontology annotation, biological process: regulation of monoatomic ion transmembrane transport; potassium ion import across plasma membrane. The record is from RefSeq and is a predicted model, not a curated record.